UUUUGUCAAAAAUAAAUUACCCAUUUCUUAUUUUCUUUCAUUUCUCUGUAUAUUAAUAAGAAACUAGCAGCAAAUAAGAGCUUCAAUUUUCAUACAGUUUAUUCAAUGGGAAGAAAUCUGAACCCUGUGCUUAGACGAGAAUUACAAAAUCUUGACAAAGAUACUGAUAGUAGAAAACUAGCCAUGAAAGCAUUGAAAUCCUAUGUGAAAGAUUUGGAUCCUAAAGCAAUCCCACUCUUUCUUACCCAAGUUUCCGAGACCAAAGAAACUGGGUUAACAUCUGGCGAGUACACAAUCUCACUUUAUGAGGUUCUUGCUCGUGUCCAUGGCACUAAGAUUGUACCCCAAAUUGAAAAUAUCAUGUCCACCAUAAUCAAAACUUUAACCUCUAGUGUAGUCUCUUUUGCACUUCACCAAGCUUGCUCAAAGGUGGUCCCUGCCAUUGCUAGAUACGGGAUGGACCCUACCACCCCCGAAGAUAAGAAAAGGCGAAUUAUACACUCUCUUUGUAAGCCCCUUUCUGAUUCUCUUUUAUCUAGCCAAGAAAAUUUAUCAUCUGGUGCUGCGCUAUGCUUAAAGGCUCUUGUGGACUCGGAUAAUUGGCGGUUUGCCUCCAGUCAAAUGGUCAAUGAGGUGUGUCAAAGAGUUUCUGGGGCUUUGGAGAGACCUAUGAUGACAAAUUCACACAUGGGGUUAGUUUUUUCGUUAGCAAAACAUAAUGGCGUAAUUGUUGAAGCAUAUGCAAGGUUGUUAAUUCGGUCUGGUAUCAAAAUCUUGCAUAUUGGUGCUUCUGAGGGGAAUUCUCAAAAACGGUUGGUGGCGAUUCAAAUGAUAAGUUAUCUUAUGAGGUGUUUGGAUUAUAAAUGUUUAAUAUCUGAACUUAGCUUUGUAAUUGAAGAAAUGAAGAAGUGUGACGAAGAUCAAAUGGCGUAUGUUAAAGGAGCAGCUUUUGAGGCAACACAAACUGCCAAGAGAAUCUUGAUAGAGAAAGGGUCAAAAUAUGAGAGAAAGAAUGGUAAAAGGGACGAUGGAGAUCAAUCUCCUCUCAGUGUGUCAGCUGAAUCACAAUCUAUGGGUUCAUUUGGUGGGUAUACGCCUAUGACCAGUUCACCUUUUUCAGUUAGUUGUGUAACUCAAGAAGUUGAUUCUGGUAGAAGUGUAAACCGAAAGCUCUGGAGGUAUGAAAAUGGCAGGAUGGAUGUUUCUUUGAAAGACGGGCUAUUUUCAGGCGGGACUCGUACUCCUAGAAGUGUCAUUGAAAACUCUGAGCAUAACGGGUUUUCUGAGGAUCAAGGCGAUUAUGCAGACAGAUUUUUUUCAGGAUUUUUGCAGAAUAGUCAAGGUGGAGCAAAUGAUGGUUCGAGGAGUGCUACUCCUAGUCCCCAGAAAUCCCGGUCUUACAUUAAUCUUGACAAUGUUAAGAUUUUCACUACUCCAAGAAAGCUUGUCAAAUCUUUUCAAGGUUCAAAUGAGGUACACUCUGACUCUUCAGAUAAACAAAACCAAAUGGUUAAAAGCCCACAAAGCCAAAGAUCCAGAAGCCCUUUGGUGAGCAAGUUUGAUCUGAACCAAACUUCAAAAUAUGAUCAGAAUGACCUCUCUGGUGAUCUCAAUGAUCGUUUCACUCGUGAAGAUGAACAAUAUAAUGAAACUUCAGAAUCAGUUUCUUCAAGUGAAAACCAAGAGCUUAUUUUUGAAUCUAAAGCAACAUGCAGGGUUCCUGCUCUGAGAAUUCUUUCUGCUCUCAUUGUUUUGUUUGCAAUCGUUGGUUGCCUCUUAUAUGCAGGAAAUGUAGAUGAAGGUCGCUAUCUAGUCCCUACUUGAUUUUGGUCUUAUGUUGUAUUGUAGUUGAAAAUGAAUUCUGAUUUUAACAAUGUCUUGUUAGAAGAGACAUGAAUUUGAACAAUUGUAGUUUAUUUGUAUGUUUAAUAAGAUUAUGUAUCUUGCUGUCAA
Messenger RNA from Erigeron canadensis, 1953 nucleotides. Its product is annotated as protein SINE1-like. The transcript has 3 exons. Lineage: Eukaryota; Viridiplantae; Streptophyta; Magnoliopsida; Asterales; Asteraceae. Gene Ontology annotation, molecular function: microtubule binding. Gene Ontology annotation, cellular component: microtubule. The record is from RefSeq and is a predicted model, not a curated record. The coding region runs from base 106 to 1824 and encodes 572 amino acids.